Molecule: messenger RNA, 2116 nt
Organism: Culicoides brevitarsis
Lineage: Eukaryota; Metazoa; Arthropoda; Insecta; Diptera; Ceratopogonidae
Product: SET and MYND domain-containing protein DDB_G0284059-like
Exons: 1
Coding region: 22-1980 (652 amino acids)
Biological process (GO): compound eye photoreceptor development
Cellular component (GO): nucleus; cytoplasm
Molecular function (GO): histone deacetylase binding
Source: RefSeq, a predicted model, not a curated record
UUUCGUAUAUUAAUUACAAAAAUGAUAAGCACAGAAGAAUCAUUUGAGCAAAUUUGUCAUAGUAUCCAUGCACGUGUGCCAAAAGAUCUUUUUCAUGAGUUUAGUGUAGAAAAAAAUCGGGUCAAAAGAUUUUCCCUAGCCGACCAAAUUGAAAUAACGGAUGAUGUCAAUCGAUUUAUGGAUAUAAAGUAUGGAAAAGACUUAUUAAAGGCACUAAACUUCAAAAAUGAAGGAAACCGAGAAUUUAAAAAUACGAAUUGGACCAAUGCACUGCAACUUUACAAUCAAAGUUAUUUGAUUACGCCUGGAGAAAAGUUACAAGAGGUGUCCGUGGUUCUAGGAAAUCGAUCAGCUUGUUUGUAUCACAUGAAAGAAUAUAAAUUGACGAUUGAUGAUAUAUCUAGAGCAGAGAGGAAUUUUCCACGUGAAACCGUUUAUAAGUUAGUUGAUCGAAAGGCAAAAUGUUACUUACAUUUAGGGAAUUAUAUGCUUGCUUUGAAGUUCUACCUCAUGACAAAUCAGUUAGUGCUUGAAAAUAAUAAAAUACCAAUGAAACAAAAACAGGGAAUUCUAGAUGAUUCUCAAGCGCUUUUAAAAUUUUUAAGGCGAAAUAGUCUCGCAAAUAUAUUUGGCAAUAAUGUACUGACUGACGAAACAAAAAAAGUGAUGCCUGAGGAUAAUUAUAUCAAUCCAGGUUAUAAAUUUGAUUAUACUGAAAGAACAGGACGCUAUGCUGUGUGCACAAAAGAUUUGGAUGUUGGAACACUUUUAUUAAGUGAAACUCCGUUCUGUUCUGUUGUUUUAGAAAAGUAUUCUCAAACUCAUUGUCAAGUGUGCUAUGUAAGACCAAUAGCUCCGGUUGCAUGUGAUCGUUGCGCUGAUAUUAUAUUUUGUAGUGAUAAGUGUAAAUCUAAUGCAACUUUUCAUCAAUUCGAGUGCGGAAUUUUAAAAACGUUUUGGAAAUCCAAAGCAUCUGUUACGUGCCACCUAUCAAUGAGAAUGAUGGCAGUUUAUCCAUUAAGUUUUUUUCUUGAAAUUAGGCCAGAUCUUGAACGUAAAAUGAGCAACGCAGAAGUAGAUGCUCUACAAUCUAGAGAUUAUAGGAAAGCAUAUUCUUUAGUCACACAUGAAGAAGGCCGCACACCAGAAGAAAUGUUUCACAGAACACUGAUGGCAAAGUUCUUACUAAACUGUCUCGUUAAAAAGGGUUAUCUUGAUGGAUCUGAAGAACAUAGGGCAUAUAUUGGAAAUUUGAUUCUGCACAAUAUCCAAGUUCUUCAAUUCAAUGCACAUGAAAUUUUUGAGUUACAAAAAGAUGAAAAGGAUGAUAUUGGUCGUACCGAAUUUAUUGGAGGAGCAAUAUAUCCAGUACUGGCACUUUUCAAUCACUCAUGCGAUCCAGCUACGGUACGAUACUUUAAUGGACAUCGAGUAUAUGUCCGUUCGAUUCGCCCUUUAAGGGCAGGUGAAGAAAUUGGGGAAAAUUAUGGUCCAAUUUUUACACAAAAUCCUCGAGAGGAUCGACAGCAUUUGUUAAAACAGCAAUAUAAGUUUGAGUGUCGUUGCCAACCUUGCAAUGAAAAUUGGCCUUUAUUUAAACAAAUGACAAACCAUCUGAUUCGUCUUCGUUGUCAAGCUAAGCAUUGUCAUAAUGUUAUAAUACUAGAUGCGAAUAUUGAGCAAGUAGAUGUAAAAUGUCCCAAAUGUGGAAUAUCCAACAAUAUAUUAGAGCGUCUGAAGUUUUUGACAAAGGUUGAUGCAUCAUUUGAGAAUGCUAAGACAUUAUUCAAAGGAAAAAAAAUUAAGGAGGCUUUGAAAAAAUACUUGGAAAUACUGCAAAGACUUGACGAUAUUUUGGUUCCUCCAUAUUCUGAUUAUCACAUUUGUCAACAAGGUAUAAGACGCUGUUAUUUAGAGUAUGGAAAUCUAGUCACUUUUAAAAAAAGUGAUAAGUGUACAACUACUGCGUAUUUUAUGUAAAAAAAUGAUGCACUAUUUUUUUACAUCACUAAUGUUGUUUAUUAAACAUAAAACAAAUAAAAUUAAAAAAAAAAUAAACAUACAUGUAAAUAAUUUUUUUAAUUGUGGAAAAUAAAAAGAAAACAUAGAACGUAGC